Molecule: messenger RNA, 2764 nt
Organism: Lotus japonicus
Lineage: Eukaryota; Viridiplantae; Streptophyta; Magnoliopsida; Fabales; Fabaceae
Product: bifunctional dethiobiotin synthetase/7,8-diamino-pelargonic acid aminotransferase, mitochondrial
Exons: 14
Coding region: 93-2558 (821 amino acids)
Biological process (GO): biotin biosynthetic process
Cellular component (GO): mitochondrion
Molecular function (GO): magnesium ion binding; ATP binding; S-adenosyl-L-methionine:8-amino-7-oxononanoate transaminase activity
Source: RefSeq, a predicted model, not a curated record
UUGAGUUGAAUUGUAGAGUGACGUUUCAUUUCUGAUUUCCCUCCUUAAACUUCGUCCUCUACACCAAACUCUAAUACAACCACUCUUCCGCCAUGUUCCGCUUCCCCUCCGUCCUUCUCUCCCGCCGUCACUGCCGCCGAAAACUAUCCACCACCACCACCUCGCAACCACUCGAGCUCCCUCUAUCCCACCCUAUCUACCUCAUUUGGGGCUCCAACACCGGCGUCGGCAAAACCCUAGUCUCCGCCGGCAUCGCCGCCUCCUCCCUCCUCUCUUCCCCCUCCCCCGUCAAAUUCCACUACCUCAAGCCCCUCCAAACCGGCUUCCCUUCCGACUCCGACUCCCGCUUCGUCUUCAACAAGCUCUUCCACCUCCGCAACCGCACCACCCCCCGCAUUGCUCUCUCCGCCUCUCUCCGCGUCCUCAAUGCCUCCCGCGCCGCUGCGACGGAGAAUGACCAGACUUCUUUUUCAGCUGACGGAGAACGUUCCGCCUCCUCGGAGCUGGUUUGCAAGACGCUGUACGCGUGGGAGGAGGCCGUGUCGCCGCAUUUGGCCGCCGAGAGGGAAGGUUUCGUCGUCAAGGACUCGGUGGUGCUGGAAACGUUGCGGAGGUGCUUUCGAGACGUGGUAGAAAGUGGCGUAGGGAAGGAGAGGUCGGAAGUUAUGUGUAUUGUGGAGACCGCUGGUGGAGUUGCUAGCCCAGGUCCUUCUGGGUCACUUCAAUGUGACUUGUAUAGGCCGUUUCGUAUUCCUGCAAUUCUUGUUGGAGAUGGGCGGCUGGGAGGAAUUUCGGGAACAAUAUCAGCGUACGAGACCUUGACGCUUCGGGGUUAUGAUGUUGCUGCUGUUAUUUUUGAAGAUCACGGCCUUCUCAAUGAGGGUCCCCUAUUGUCUUAUAUGCGAAACAAGGUUCCUGUUCUAGUGCUACCACCUGUUCCAAAAGAUCCAUCAAAUGACUUAAUGGAAUGGUUUGAUGGUUCCCAUGGUGUAUUUAAUAAUUUAAAGGAAAUAAUGCUAUCUGCUUAUUUUGAGAGAAUUAAAAAAUUGCAUGACAUGCCAAGAAAAGCAAGGGAUAUCAUCUGGUGGCCUUUCACACAACACAAACUUGUACCUGAUGGAGGGGUCACAGUAAUUGAUUCACGCUGUGGUGAGAACUUUGCAGUCUUCAAGGCUCAGAAGACAGAAGUCAUAGCACCAUUAUUUGAUGCAUGUGCAAGUUGGUGGACUCAAGGACCUGAUGCUAUUUUGCAGGCUGAGCUUGCUAGGGAGAUGGGAUAUACUGCUGCACGAUUUGGGCAUGUAAUGUUCCCAGAGAAUGUUCAUGAACCAGCCUUAAAUUGUGCUGAGCUUUUGCUUCAAGGCGUGGGGAAAGGUUGGGCUUCUCGUGCAUAUUUUUCAGACAAUGGAUCUACAGCAAUUGAAAUUGCUCUCAAGAUGGCAUUUCGUAAAUUUUCUGUUGAUCAUGGACUCAUUCAGGAUUCUGAUGAGGAUACCAUAACUGAAAGAUCUCCUGAGCUAAUGGUCCUCGCUCUUCAGAGAUCUUAUCAUGGUGACACAUUAGGUGCUAUGGAAGCACAGGCACCAUCAUCUUAUACAGGCUUCCUGCAGCAACCAUGGUACACUGGAAGAGGUCUUUUUCUGGACCCUCCUUCUGUCUCUAUGCAGAACAAUGCAUGGAAUAUUUCCUUACCUAAAGGAUUUCAAUUGGAGAAUCUGAAACUUGAAAAUCUCACUUUUGCUUCUCGUGAUGAAAUAUUUUGCAAGGGCAGGGACAAGUCUGAGCUUGCUACAGUUUAUUCAUCUUACAUAUCUAAAGUGUUAUCUGGAUUUAGUGGGUCGAAUACUAUUGGAGCAUUGAUUAUGGAGCCAGUUAUACAAGGUUCUGGUGGAAUGCAUAUGGUUGAUCCACUUUUUCAGCGUGUACUUGUUAAUGAGUGUCGGAGUAGGAAAGUUCCAGUUAUCUUUGAUGAGGUUUUUACUGGUUUUUGGCGUUUGGGAGUAGAGACUGCAGUGGAGCUAAUCCAUUGUGUACCAGAUAUAGCCUGCUUUGGGAAACUAAUGACUGGUGGGAUUAUACCACUGGCAGCCACCUUGGCAACAAAUGAUGUUUUUGAUUCAUUUAUUGGAGACUCGAAGCUCAAAGCCCUUUUACAUGGCCAUUCUUACUCUGCACAUGCUAUGGGCUGCAUGGCUGCUGUUAAAUCAAUCCAAUGGUUUAAGGACCCUUGUUCCAACACUAACAUCACUUCUGAAGGAAGAUUACUUCGGGAGUUAUGGGAUGAUAAAAUGGUUCAUCAGAUUUCGUCACACCCUGUAGUUCAAAGAGUAGUUACAUUAGGGACUCUUUUUGCCUUGGAAUUAAAAGCAGAAGGCGAUAAUGCUGGGUAUGGAUCAUUGUUUGCAAGACCAAUUCUUCAGAAACUUCGGGAAGAUGGUGUAUACAUGAGGCCUCUUGGUAACGUUAUUUAUCUCUUGAGUGGACCCUGUACAUCUCCAGAAACUUGCAAUGAACUACUCGUUAAACUCUAUUACAGGCUUAAAGAGUUUAGUGGAUGAGGAGUGUAAUCUUUUAUUAAUUGAGAAUCCUGUAGAUUACCAAGUGGGACUAGUGUAAUCUUUCAGCUACUGAUUGAAGCUUAGUUUUUAUUUUCUAGGGUUGAGGAGAGUGAAAAUCUAAGCUCGAGUUUAGUUUAAUCAUUGUUUUAAUUUUCAGUUGAUAUUUUUCUGUAGAUCAUCAUAAAUGUGCUGUUUUAUUUUUAUAA